AUGACACUCACAAUCAUACCGGCUUUCUUUUACCUCCUCCUGUGUGGCUCUUGGGGCAGCUCCUGCCCCCCAAGCUGCCAGUGCACAGAGCAGGCAGGGGCGAAGGCAGUCCUCUGCAGCUCCCGGCACUUGGAGGAGAUCCCCAAGGACAUCCCCAAAGACGCUGUGUUCCUCAAGCUGGAUGCCAACAGCAUCACCAGAAUCCCAAGCAAUGCUUUUAGGCACCUAUCCCACCUGGAGGAGCUCGACCUCUCCAGGAAUGCCAUUGAGAAGAUUGACAGGGCAGCUUUCAAAGGGGUGGCUGCUGGGCUGCGUACCCUCGACCUUUCCAGCAAUCGCAUCCGCAGCAUCCCCAAAGAGGCUUUGCUGAUGCUCAAUGCCAAGCUCCGGCUGGCCAACAACCCCUGGCACUGCGAAUGCACCUUGCAGGAGGUCCUGUGGGAGGCACGGCUGGACCCUGACUCAGUCCAGGACAUCACCUGCCACACAGCCCCACGGGAAGAGUAUGUGGGGAAGCCAUUGCUCCAGGUUUUGGAUGCUGGUGUCAACUUCUGUAGCGUGCGCCAGAGGACCACGGAUGUGGCCAUGUUCAUCACCAUGUUUGGCUGGUUUGCCAUGGUCAUCACCUAUGUGGUCUGCUAUGUCCGGCACAAUCAAGAGGACACCCGCAAGCAUGUGGAGUAUCUGAAAUCAUUGCCAAGCACCCAGGACCCUGCAGAGACCAUCAGCACUGUCCUGUAA
Molecule: messenger RNA, 741 nt
Organism: Rhea pennata
Lineage: Eukaryota; Metazoa; Chordata; Aves; Rheiformes; Rheidae
Gene: LRRC3
Product: leucine rich repeat containing 3
Exons: 1
Coding region: 1-741 (246 amino acids)
Cellular component (GO): plasma membrane
Molecular function (GO): protein binding
Source: RefSeq, a predicted model, not a curated record